Messenger RNA from Petromyzon marinus (sea lamprey), 1955 nucleotides. It is a transcript of the gene DHCR7, whose product is annotated as 7-dehydrocholesterol reductase. Gene Ontology annotation, biological process: brassinosteroid biosynthetic process; cholesterol biosynthetic process. Gene Ontology annotation, molecular function: 7-dehydrocholesterol reductase activity. The record is from RefSeq and is a predicted model, not a curated record. NCBI's taxonomy places the organism in Eukaryota, Metazoa, Chordata, Hyperoartia, Petromyzontiformes, Petromyzontidae. Gene Ontology annotation, cellular component: endoplasmic reticulum membrane.
CCUCCUGUAAUUUGCAUAUUCAUGAGCGCGCGAGCGGUGAGGAGAGCGGUGCCAGCCAAUGGGGGUGAGGGGGUGGGCAAGCGAGGAGCUCGCGCGCCAGAGUCACGUGGGGCGGUCGGGCGGGCCGUCCUCGUUGACCCCGCCCCCUCCUCCUCGACCGCUAGCCCCGCCCCCAUCACAGCAUCAGCCCCGCCUCCCCGACAAGAACUCAGCCGCAGACGGCGGAGGAGAGACAAAGGCGCGCGUGGAGACAAGCGGGAGACACGCGGGAGACACGCGUGGAGACACGCGUGGAGACAAGCGGGAGACAAGGGGGAGACAAAGAGGAAGGCGAAGCAGGGAGUGAUGGCUGCCGGCAACGCUGCGACGGUGAGGAGGAGGCCCAAGGCUGGGAACCCGGACGGCGUUGGGGCUGCUGACAUUGCAGACGCAGCCUGUGGAGCCGGGCAGUGGGGACGUGCCUGGGAGGUGGACUGGCUGUCCCUGUCUGCGGUGGUGCUGCUGCUGCUGUGCGCCCCUCUGCUGGUCUUUGCGCUGGUGACGGCCUGCGACCAGUUCCAGUGCUCGCUCGCUGAGCCGUUACUCCACCUCUACUCGGGCCGCUCCACCCUCCGAGACAUCUGGGCACGCUCGCCCCCCAUCACGUCCACCGCUGGUGUUAUCUACGUCCUGUGGGUCGCCUUCCAGGCGUUCCUCUACCGCUGCCUGCCUGAUGUUUGCCACAAGAUGAUCCCCGGCUACGCGGGCGGGGUCCAGGAGGGGGCGCGCACACCCGCAGGUGCGGUGGUGCUGUACCAGGUGAACGGCCUGCAGGCCUGGCUGCUGACCCACCUGCUGUGGGCUGCCAACGCGAGCUACUUCCACUUCUUCUCUCCCACCAUCGUCUUCGACCACUGGGGGUCGCUGCUGUGGUGCGCCAACCUCCUGGGGUACGGCGUCUCGGCCUUCGCCAUGCUCAAGGCCUACGCCUUCCCUAGCAACGCCGCGGACUGCAAGUUCACGGGCAACGUGUUCUACGACUUCAUGAUGGGCAUCGAGUUGAACCCUCGCAUCGGCCGCUGGUUCGACCUCAAGCUCUUCUUCAACGGUCGCCCGGGCAUCGUGGCCUGGACGCUCAUCAACCUCUCGUUUGCUGCUAAGCAGCAGCAGUUGCACGGACACGUCACCAACUCCAUGGUGCUCGUGAACGUGCUGCAGGCCAUUUACGUGCUGGACUUCUUCUGGAACGAAGCGUGGUACCUGAAGACCAUAGACAUCUGCCACGACCACUUUGGCUGGUACCUGGGCUGGGGUGAUUGCGUCUGGCUGCCCUACCUCUACACGCUGCAGGGUCUCUACCUGGUCUACAACCCCGUGCGGCUGUCCACUCCGGCGGCGGUGGGCGUGCUGCUGCUGGGCCUGUCGGGGUACUUUGUGUUCCGAGUGAGCAACCACCAGAAGGACCUCUUCCGGCGCACGGACGGCCGCUGCCUCAUCUGGGGGUCCGCCCCGCGCUCCGUCGAGUGCUCCUACGCCUCCGCCGAUGGGCGGCGCCACCGCAGCCGCCUGCUGGCGUCGGGCUUCUGGGGGCUGGCGCGUCACUUCAACUACACGGGCGACCUGAUGGGGGCGCUGGCGUACUGCCUGGCGUGCGGCGGGGGCCACGCGCUGCCGUACUUCUACGCCGCCUACCUCGGGGUGCUGCUCGUGCACCGCUGCGUGCGCGACGAGCACCGCUGCUCGGCCAAGUACGGCGCCGACUGGCGGCGCUACACGGACGCCGUGCCCUACCGCAUGGUGCCGUACAUCUUCUAGAGUCGCCACCGGAGGGCCGUGCCGCACGAUGCCUCUGCUGGAGUCACGCCGCUGUGUGCCGUACCUCUUGGAGACUCGCGGUGCUCAGCCUCUUCUCGGGCUGUCGUGGUGGUGGCGGUGGUGGCUGUGGCGGUGAUGGUGGUGGCGGCGGUGGCGGUGGU